This is a messenger RNA of Porites evermanni, 6956 nucleotides long. NCBI's taxonomy places the organism in Eukaryota, Metazoa, Cnidaria, Anthozoa, Scleractinia, Poritidae. The record is from the annotation of a GenBank genome assembly.
AUGGCUGAUUACUUUUUGAGUUUGAACGUUAUGUCAUCUAAGCAACUAGUCGACAAAGCAAGGGGCGUUUUUCACAGGUGAGACUGGUCAUUGAAUCAGCGGACAACAAGCCGUGCUAACAUUGCUUUCCUCUUUUCUUCUCAAACUCAUUAAUAAUUCAUAAAGAAAAUUCAAAGGAAAUUAAUGUUUAAUGAGUGUUUGGAUAUCAGAUGAAAAACUGCUCAUUUUUGCAUCCUUAAUUUCUCCUUCAAAAAUGAUUUUGUUUGAGAAGAAAUAUCAAACAUUCGACACAGUGUUUCAUCACCAGAUCAAACACCUCGAAGUUCGUCAAAAAUACUCCGCUGCGCGUCGUAUUUUCAACUCUCUUCUCGGUGUUUCAUCUGGUGAUGAAACACUGCAUCUCAUGUUUGAUAUAUUACUUCUAUUGCUGCAGCCAUUGUCUCUAUGUGCUCCUCGCACCAGUCUGCGGAUUUUCAGUUCUUAUUGUCAAAAGUGGUCAUGGCUGCACUAUACACACUUACGACGUCAGCAUGAAAGCGAGGCCUAAGGGCCACAUCGCAAUUAAAUUGUAUGAAGAGGUAGUCAAGCGCCCCCUACAACUACGACAAAAAAUAGUUCUUACAAAUGCUGCGCUGCUGCGCUUUGUAAUAAUCGUUCCGAUAAUAGGAGAGACUUGACGUUUCAUGUAUUUCCCAAGGAUCCUUGCCGAAGGUUAGUUUCUCCACUGUCCACUUUCCAACGCAUGUUAUGACUAUGACUCCAGGAAUAUCCUUUGGGGUUAAAUUUUGAUCUCUUAAUCACAAAUUGUUCUGACUUGUUUUCGCCGCCCUAUUUACUUUUUUUUAAGUUUGCGAGAAAUGUGGUGGCCCUCAGGCCUCGCUUUCAUGCUUAAGUCGUAAGGUUGCUGCUAGUGAAACGCGAGAAUCUGUCGCACUGUCGAAAGUCAUAGUCUACGCCAAUUGAGAUGAAGACUCAUAACCAGUAGACGGCUGCUUUCGGUGUUGUUUCGACGCCGAUCGGUGAAGCGGAAGUGUCAUCUCCAGUGCGCAAAGCCUGGAUGAAGAUAUGUAUGGAGGAUGAACUCACCCUAAGUAGCAGAUACCCCCUCUCAACGACGCUGAAAUGGACCAAUGAAAAGGCAGAAGCCAAUACACAUGGUUCCAACGCCACCGCAGGAGUUGCCAGAACGUUACUUAGUACAUCAGCGAGCCACCUUAGGCAUUCCCAACUCCAUAUAUGUGCUUGAGGUUUACUUCCGAAGCCUUGCCUGAGAGCUGGUAUAGUCACAAGGCAGUAGAGGUUGAAAUCAGGGUUUUUUUCUUACCCUGGACUGACUGCUGACAGCUACUCUCCUUUCUCUCCUUCUCCUGUCAGUUUAUAACCGGUUUUGCCACGUGAAUGCCUGGAACUGAACUUGGUGGCUGACAGGAAUUUAAUUUUUGACGCACGUCAUCUGGUGUCUGGGCAUUUAUAUAAAGUGAGAGCUCAUCCUUUGAAAGGCCACCAUGACAAAUCAAGCAAUAUUUCAUUAAUCUGCCGGCAUGCAAUAGGUAUAACCCUACUUUAUCUACUAACAAUAUUUUUCAUUAUUUUUCAGUCGUGGCAUCACUACCUGGAUGUGCACAGACAUUGAUGGCGGCGAUUCGUUUCGUGAGGAAAUUUUGGCAAAUGUCCGAGAUGCAAAAGUGUUCUUGAUCUUUGUCAACGAAAAGUGGGCCAAAUCACAGGAAUGCGCUUUUGAGUUUAACUAUGCGAUGGUAAGACACUUGGUAAAUAUUACAUAUGCAUGGGAAAAAAGCAAAACUUUUGUACUGAGUAGAGGGAUCUAUAAUCAGACGCUGCCCACAAAAAUGAGGUUCUACUUUAUUUAAAGCUUUCGCCUUCGUUUCUACAAGAACUAAGGCUCCUCUGUCGCUGCUUUCGAUUUCUCAAAACGUUACCGGCCGUCCACACUAAGCAAUGGAAAACGCAUACAUGGCGAACGUUUUCGUUGUAAGGCUAUUUUCAGACUAAUGCAUUUUCCAGCAGUGCACUUUUAAAAAUCUAAUUCAUAUAGAGUAUCGACCCAGUAGCUAUUACGCCGUCAGAGUUUUCGAAAACGUUCCGUUUUUGACGAUAGACCCCCUGUUAUCAAAGACUCUAACUUGGAGAUCGUUUUUCCCAGCCUCUGUUCUUGACCGUUUAUGUGUGGACCAUGGCGUUUGGCGUGCAGCUGAAACGAGUAAAAAUGUAUUCCAUUUUUCUAACGAAAACGAUUUAGCUAACUUUAGCCAACGAUGCAAUCGACUGUAAAGUAAUCUGUUGCUUAGGAAAUCGCUUUUGCUUAUAACUUAAUAACACCGUCGUUGUCGUAUUUAAUAAAAGCUUCCAUUACAAAAUUGUAUGACCUGUUUAAAAUUGUAAAGAAAUUUCCAAAUUUAGCUUACUCGUUACUGGUUACAAACUUAGUAAAAAGGUGUUUUUAAAAAGCAAGACUUUGUCGCCAUAAUUUCUAAUCUAUUUCAUUUACUAUCACAGCGCAAAAAUCUGGUCAAGAAUACUCCAAAGAUCAUGCCAUUCGUCAUUGAAAUGUUUGACAUGGAAAAGUAUCCUCAUGUGGAUGCUUUACUUGCAAAUUGUCAGGGAGUGUUCUUGAACUCGGUAAGGCCACGCCUUCUUGGGGGCGUUCAAGGUUAUUUAUUUAUUUAUUUAUCUAUUUUUUUAUUUAAUUAGUUACGGCCAAUUGCCUUCUUUUUCACAUUUUAUCUCCUUUCUUAUUUUGUCAUAAGUUUUAUUGACUUCUUACAUUACGUUACAACACAUCACAUCACAUCGCAUCGCAUCGCAUCGCAUCGCAUCAUUGCAUUACAUCUGCCACGUACGCAGACGUCUCUCUUUUGAUGAAAAUGAGCGCGCAAAGGAAGGCGGGCUCGCCUCUACCAUGCGAGAAACGAGGCGCCUGAGGAGGAGGCUGGCAUUACAUUACAUUUCAUCUCACUAGAAGGGUCACAUGCUUUAUCUUGGAAACGAACCUGUGACAUGCAGCAAUUCUACCCGGGAUAUUCAGCGUUACUGUGUUAACUUUAACUAGUGUCUCGCUGUAUUCAAGGCUAAGGGAUAUGAUUGCUGGGGGGUGAGUUUCUAUGCUUUCCGUAGAGUUAGAGAGAUACUACGGCAAACUAGCAGGGACUGGAUCUGCGGACUACCUACUUCAAUAUGGACCUUACAAGUAAUCAAUACUUUUUUACAAUAUUCCCCUCGCGCAGGAACUUUCUCGCCUCAAUUAACUUUUUCCGAAACUUUCCUGCAGUGUUCCUCUGAGAUUGAUGCAUUCAAGCAAAUUAUGGACAAACUACAAGGCGUUGUGCCCAUGAAGGCCGCCACCGCUGCUGCAGCACGGAAGCCUGUUCAGGCUAAACUAUCGGACGAAGAGUCUAAGGAAGUUUCCAUUGUUAGAAAAUCACUCACUACUAAGGGGGCCCAAACAUUGCCAUCAGGUGCAGUAUCAUUUGAUCUUACAGGAGUCAGUCGGCUCAUAAAAGAGUAAUAUUCUUAUUCAGUAGUGUGUUGCCUCAGUCGAAAAUUGUAAAUGGUCACAGAAAAAGUCUCUGAAAAAAAAUAAGCACAGUAAUUAAACAAAAAUGCCUACGAGCGUCGCGUCUCCCCAUGGGAACUUACCAAGAUUACCAAAAGCGUACGUCUGUCGUUACCAUAUUGCUGGUUUGUAGGUUACGUCACGGCGGUAGAGCCUGUUCACAGGCUAAGGACAAAAGCAUUUUCUCUCCUCUCGGAACUAAAACCCAUUUUCAUGAAAAUAAGUUUAUUACAAUGACCACCAACAUGUCAGCUUUGUCACGUGAUUGCCAAUAGGUUGUGCUAGCAUAAUUUUUGGCGUAGUUUGUCAUUACAUAUUUUGAAGAAAAAGCACGGCUAGGUACAAUUUGCACUUUUAUUUAAUUGGCUACUUUUGCAACAUAAAAUUUCAUUUAUUGACCAUGCAAGUAAAUUUUUUUUGGCUCGAAAUCAGUGUUGCAAGCAAAUCUAAGUAAUAAAAUCAUUCUUUUUUGUCUGCUUAUUGUCACAUUCAUGGGACCUGGGUCCUAAAGGAAGUGACCCAGGAAUCUUUUCACAGGACUCGACAGAUGCGCAUAACUAGCUCGGUUACCCAAGAUAGCACCUGAGUGCUGGUUGUUAAGUAUUGAGUUUUUACAGUUGUCAGACAAUGAAUUACGCACUCUAAAAGUUUCAAGAUGUAACUAGGGAAAAUGUGUUUGCCAUUUACUCGUUUGUUACAUAGUUAUUAAGGUAUUUUUACCAAAUUUAAAGCAAAAAGUAGAAGCAAGUUAUUUCUGCAUUUUUUGCUAAAAUGAGCAUAAUUUACAAAAAGGAACAUAAUUAGUAGCAUAAUUUUAGAAAAACACGAGCACUACUGGUGGUAUGAUUAUGCUACUCUCACGAGCACAUCUUUCAAAGUCUAGUCGACACUGCCCAACCACUUUCUGAAAAGGUUCGUAAUGUGGCCUCUGGGAGGGACAUUGGUCACUGCACAAGUCAGGGUCGGCCUGGCGGGGUAGUGGUAUACCAGUAUACCCGAAAAAAAUUCGCCAAAAUACCCAAAAAUACCUAGUCUCCUUCGCAGCCGUUAUUAGGGUCGUCACUCGUCACGCAACGCUCCUCAAUGGGGAGGAGCGUUGCGUGACGAGUGACGACCCUAAUAACGGCUGCGAGGGAGACUAAAAAAUACCCAAAAUUCAUCCAAAUAUAUCCAAAAUUAUACCCAGGUAUACUUUAUACCUAAAAUUCAAAGAAAGUGAUAUACCGAAUACCCAUAUUUAAGCUGCAAUAUACCGUAUACCCGAUUUAAAAAGCCCCUGUAUACCGUUGGCCGACCCUGAGAAGUGAUAUGGCUGUGCACACACGUAAAAUAUUGCAGAGUAAGAUUAGACGAUUCUAUGCGAGCUUGGGUGUAUCUCUCGCUUAAAAAAUGUCUGAGAUAAUAUUGAAAUUUUAUACUGCUGAGAAAUUUAGAGAUACGGUCCUGAUUAGUCUCCUUGUAAGGCUAUAAAAAUAACAUGAGAGAAAUUAAAAUGAUUUGCCAUUCUGUGAUUUCCUUAGCACCUGGGGCCCUAUGACAUUUUGAUAAUUUUUUUGAUAGGAAAUUGGCAGGGUUACUUCAUCGACGGAAGGGCACUUAGAGGAAAAGCCUCAGGAAGCAAAUGGCUUAUUAAUGUCAACAUGAACUUUCCAAAUAGCAACCAGUUCACAGCAAAAGGACAGGACGAAAUUGGUUCCUUUACGUUUGCAAAUGGGAAAAUCUCAGGUAAAUGUCACACAAAGUAUAGAUAAAGUUUUGACGAUGAGCAGCGAUCGGUUUAUACGCCGGUUAAAUGAUACGCGAUGUCCCAAAGCUCGUGUACCUGAUUUCAACCACACUAACUUUGCUAAUUAACCAGGGUUAUUUCCCUUAAAGUUUAAGAGUUUAUUUCCUGGUGUAUACUCUACAUUGAACUGUCAUUGUUAAGAAUUUCGUUAGCCGGCCGGUUGUUUGGCCUGCCUUGUUUUCUACCGAAUGUUUAGUCUCUGAAGCUCAUUUCAUGAAAUCUUUCCAAUUGUUUAAUAGCCAUUUCUUGUCAUCAAUAGCGCCAACAUCAAAAGUCAAAACUCACGUCAAAUACUUUUUAGCCUGGCCCAGACGAUCUAAGAUCUAAUCACACAUGCACCUGCUGAUGAAUAUUAAUUUAACUUGUUAGCUGUUUUUGUGUGUAUCUUUUCCAAAUUUCCCACCAAACGUACAAGGCUGAACUGAAAGACAAACCUCUGUAAGUUUGUAACUAAUGAGCGAUCUUUUCUUAGCUAUGAAGUCAGCAGUGAUUGGAAUUUUUUAUUGAUAUAAAUGUUGUUACGUUGCCUGAAAGGAAAAAAUUUCGCGUCGAUUUGAUUUUUCCAUACAUAAAAUACCUGAUUAAAGCCAAGUUGAAGGAAAUUUGCGACCGGUUCCACAUUUGGUACGGUCUAAGAGGAAGAACGUUCUUCUGAUUAUUUAAUUCUUUUUAAAAAUCAUUUAUCCACAAACGCCACAUAGUGGGGCUUUAAAUUUUGACGUCCGAUCCCCGGGGAAGGGGGGGGGGGGGGGACAGGGGGGGGGGGGGGGGGGGGGGGGGGGGGGGGGGGUACUGCCAUAUAUGGGCUAUAAAGGUAUGUGCCGCUGUGGAGGGUAUGGUUUUCAAGCAGUUUACUCUAAGAUAGGGUAUAUAAAUCAGAGCGUUUGGGUCUAGAAUAGGGUAUCAUUUUUCAGGAAACUGAUCAGUUGUUUGAAGAUUUUAUCUAGACUAGGGAUUGUGGUAUAAGGUUUGUUUUGGCUAGACUGUGCUAGUGAGCUCAGUAGCUUCUCGUGGAAAACAGCUACUCUAGGAUAGGGGGGAUUUGGGGAGUUUACUCUAGUAUACGGGAUAGCAAAAUUCAGCUGAACUAGCUCAAAACUAGCUCUGGUAUAGGUUAAGGGUUCCAGGGUCCCAGCGGCACAUCCCCUCCCAGAAAUUCCUAAAGUACCCCCCUGGGGUCCGAUCUCACCUCUCUGCAUGGUUCCUCCGCAAUUCAGACACUGGCUGCAAGUGAGGAAUGUUGGCACCGUUUAUUCUUACCGUUAAACCGUUGUUGUCCGAAAGAUUUCCACUGUAAUUGAAUUGAAUUCGAAUUUCGUGCGAUGAUGUAGCAAAACGGAACAGUCACGGACGACAGUCGUGACAUUCUAAGCGAUUUGAAUUGUGUGUGACUAUGCCUUUUGUACUUCUUUAACAAUCAUUUGCACUGAACCCUUCACAGGUUCUAAAGUGCAAUUCGCUAAGCAGUAUGCAAGGCACCGCGUUCUGUAUGAAGGAGAAGUCAAAGGAGUGCAGAUGAUGGGACGCUGGCGACUGGAAUCAAGUCCAAGUAUCAAAGGAGAAUGGGCCAUGUGGCCUGUCGGCGGUGGUCGCUGA